Messenger RNA from Poecilia latipinna (sailfin molly), 1050 nucleotides. RefSeq lists its product as uncharacterized. Bases 1 to 1050 code for a protein of 349 amino acids. The record is from RefSeq and is a predicted model, not a curated record. NCBI's taxonomy places the organism in Eukaryota, Metazoa, Chordata, Actinopteri, Cyprinodontiformes, Poeciliidae. The transcript is spliced from 2 exons.
AUGACAUUCACAGGUAGCAGCAGGGUUCGACAGCAGCAGAGCGGUAUCAGUGGGUUAGACAUCGACCACGUAAUUGGUGACGGCUGUACUGUCUCGACAGUAGACCACGCCAUAGCACUAAUUAAAUUGGCCGGUACUGGCGCGUGGCUGGCCAAAGCUGACAUCACCGACGCUUUCAAAGUCAUGCCUGUGCAUCCUUCUCAGUGGCAUCUUCUGGACGCAAAAUGGGACGCUAACUUCUAUUUCUUUGUGCGUCUGACCUUCGGGUGUAGGAGUAGCCCCAGCAUCUUCAAUGCGUUAUCUGAAGCGCUCUGCUGGAUUCUGUUGAACGUCAUCAAACUUCCCUCCGUGCUUCAUCUUCUCGACGAUUUUUUGCUCGUUGAUCCACCCUCUUCCUCUUCUCACUCUCUAUCUAAUCUGAAGAAUCUUUUUAGCCGCAUCGGCGUCCCUCUCUCCGAGGAAAAGACCGUUGGUCCGUCUACUGAGCUGCAAUUUCUCGGCAUCACCUUAGACUCCGUCAAAAUGGUAGCUUCGUUGCCAGCUGACAAACUGGAUCGCAUCCGCGACAUCUCCCAAAGUCACCUUUCCUCCUUGGCGGUUUCCAAGCGUGAGCUUCUCUCUCUUCUCGGGCAUCUUAACUUUGCCAUGCGCAUAAUCCCCCAAGGGCGCUCCUUCAUUUCUAGGCUGCUCGACCUAGCUAAUUCAGUUCCCGGUUUACAGGAUCAGGUCGUUUUAGAUGACGGCUGCCGCUCCGAUCUUGCGUUCUGGUCCUCUUUGCUCAACUCGUGGAAUGGCAUCUCUUUUUUCUACGACGACGUUAUUCACACAUCAGACUCCAUUCAGUUUUUUACCGAUGCUACCCCGUCCGCGGGUUUCGUGGGUUUUUUCCAGGGCAGCUGGUUUGCUGAAAACUGGCCCUCUUCGUUUCCUCAGUCCGAGUCUUCCGCGUUCUAUGAAAUCAUCCCCGUUGCCGUAGCUUGCUGCCUUUGGGGGAAGCGCUGGAAACGCAGGCACAUCGUAGCCCUCUGUGAUAAUGCCGCAGUCGUCUAA